Molecule: messenger RNA, 1203 nt
Organism: Mycena indigotica
Lineage: Eukaryota; Fungi; Basidiomycota; Agaricomycetes; Agaricales; Mycenaceae
Exons: 4
Coding region: 1-1203 (400 amino acids)
Source: RefSeq, a predicted model, not a curated record
AUGGCACGUGCACAGCUUAACCUUGAACAGCUACAUCCAUGUCAAAUACAGCUUGAGCGCCUUCCGCCCUUGUUUUUCUUUCUUUCCAACUUGGUUCCGGGGCUUGAACUUAUUUCGAAAGGACUGCCGCUCGGUAUAAAAGGAAACGAGACGGUCCGCAACUGGGAUCCGCCUUUCGUUCCCACUUGCUCGAUGGUGGCCGAGGCCCCGCCCACAUAUACGGACUCUGUCGUUGUUGACCCACCUGGCAGCGAACACGAAAACGACGCGGAGUGUCCUUCCCCAAUAACAGAGCAAGACGAGGACGUUGUUUCUGCUCGUUUGAGACCAGACUCGCUUUCUCCAUCGACUCUGGUAACUCCACGACGGCGGCCGACAACUGCGACGGAUGCGAGUACAGUGGCGGAAGUGCGGCUGUCGCUGUUUCCGGACCACAAGAUUUUUCAGCCCAGCCGCGCUUCUUCGACCUACCGGAGGGAUUCGGCGGUUUCAGCCGAUGCAACCGCCACUGCCCCAGCCACGACAACACCCAAUCCAACCAACUUCGUCUCCGUCUUCCGCAAAACCCACAAGCGCGCGUUUUCGUUCGGCGUUGGCGCUUCGCGGUCAAUUAAAGGCAGCUUCGCAGUAAACCCGUUCUUGGACAUUCCCGGCCAUUUGCUCGCACCGCUGGGCUCCGGGGAGACAACGCGGAAGAACUUGCGGCUCAAGGUGGAGAAUGGCGGUAUUGAUGUAGACGUGUACCUUGUCGGGGAGCCAACGCAGCACAACACGGGGCCAGUCAAGCGGACAGAGCUGCAUUUUGAACUGUGUGGAGGGUUUUCUUCAAGCCCGCUCCUCGCUCGCAUCCACACCCCCACGCUGCGCCGCCCGCCAGUCCACAUUUCCCUCGUCUCCCAAAAUGGUUUUGUCUCGCUGCAUCUCCCGCUAUCCUUCCACGGCCUGCUCCGCGUCAGCAUCGCCGCCGGCGACCUCAACGACCACAUCACGCUCUCUGCGGCGCUAGCACCGCAUACAACCAUCCUCGCGGAGGACGCGACGUCACGUGCGUAUUUUGUCGGCUCGCUCGGCGCGGGCCGGUGGGAGGGCGACCGGGCGGAGGUGGACGCGAAGAGCGGGAGAGUCCGCGUACAGUUCAGUGGUGAUGUGGAGCGGGACUUGGAUGGGCUGAGACGCGUAGGUUGGGAACUGAUGGGAUUGUAA